GCUCGCUGUGUGUGCGUUUAUGUGUACAUGUGUGGUUGCGGGCGUGUGAGGAGGAAGAAGAUGAUGUUGUGAUGCAACAGAGAAAAAUGUUGGAGUGCGCGAAUCAGGACAGUAGAAAGAAGUGCAGCCAGGGAGAGAGAGAGACACGGAGAAAAUAUAAUUUGCGGAGUGGUCAGGGACAGAUGACACAGGCCGAGGUGCAGAAAAAUGAAUUGAUGUGUCCGCUGGUGACCACAUCGGGCGGUCAGCACUACGAGCCCAUGGUGCUCCGUGAUGUGACCGCGAUGAUGGAAAAGAUGCCCCCACUUCACAGAGGAGGCAAGGUGUGGCUGAACAAAUUUUUAGCUCUGAUGAGUGGGCAGAGCUGUACACUCGGUGACAUGCGCCAGAUGUUGGCAGGAGCAUGCUCUCUAGUGCAAUUGCAGGCAAUUGAGGAAGCAGCAGGCACAGCGAGGCUGGGGAGGGAGGUGCCCUUGCCACAAGUAGCAGCGCCCCUGUUUGAAAACAUUAAAUUGACUUUCCCACAACCCACCGAUCUGGCCCCCACUAUGUUUCCUUAUGAUGUGAAAAUGUCACCUGCACAACAUUAUGUAACAUGUGUGGAAAGUUGGAUUGAAACCACAGGUCGACAUCCAGCUCUCACGCACGAGGCAGAGGUGCUCUUCCGAACGGCGCUGCUGGAUGGACUUCCGCCAGAUGUGAAGAAGCAGCUAAUGUCAGAUCCUGACAUUCUGGCUCCUCAGGUGGUGGGGCGCGGAAGGGGCCAGUUCCGGGGCGGAUACAGAGGCCGGGGAGGGAGUGCACCUGCUUACCCGGGGAGGGCAACAUACAAGCCCCAUUCAACAAAUGCAUGUUUCAUCUGCGGCGAAACCGAUCACUGGGCAAGAGGAUGUCCACAGUAUCGACCACGCGGAGCCACCCACCCAGCCGAAGGCCCGCCAUACCAACCCGGAGCGCCGAUGCAACAGGCAGGAACAGCUCCACCCGGUGGACGGCCCUGGCAACAGCCACAAACGCACGGAGGUCAGUACUACCAACAUGAUGAUCUCUGGUGUGGACAAUUUGAAUAGGGCUGCCCGGGGAGCCAGGAAAGCAGUGGCCCGGCGGAGCCAAUGCUUCAUGUGACAGUGGAAGGAAAACCUGUGAAGAUGCUGGUGGACACGGGAGCAACUUAUUCAUCAAUAAACACUGCCCUUCCUGUAUCCUCACUGUCAAAGAAAACAACGACUUUAGUCGGCUUCUCGGGACAACCACGUACUCUGCCUUUCACCAAACCACUUGAAACUGUGAUCACCCGAACAGGGUGUAGACUGUGGCACAAAUACAUCCAUUCCACAGACACUCCGAUCAAUUUGAUGGGAAGGGACUUGCUGUCAGCCGUUCAAGCCAGAAUUCUGUGUGGGCCAGAGGGAGUGAUUAUUCAAUUUCCAGAUGGCAUCAGCAUCCAGUGCUCACAGCAGCUACAACAACAUGGUCAGUGGCUGAUGGCGCCCCUACCGGCAGAAGCAGAAACUGCAACCAUCUACUGGGCCAGGCUGGAGCCAGAGACCCCUGCUGGUGGCGGUGUGUUCUCGACCUACCUACUGUGGAAGCCCUGGAUCUGCUCACUGGCGCCAUACCACCCACCUGUUGAUCCUUUGCAUUGCACGCUAUAUUAUGACCGAAAAAGUGAUGAUGUUUAUCGGGAUUUGUUUGAAGAAAUUGAAGGGCACAUGUGGGAUUUAACUUCAUCAUGCAUUUUGAUUGGUAAAGAGGGAGUUGCAGCAGCUACUGAAUUAACACCAGAACAAAUGCAGUGGUUCAAAAUGACAGAAAAAGGGGUACCACACAUUUCACUAGCUCUUGCCCCAGGUCAUGAAGCCAGAGAAUUGGGCUCAAUGGUCAAACAUUUGUUGCUGCAAACCGACUGGCGGAAGACACACAUCCCUAAUUUGUACUGGUCAGAGUCUCAGAAAGCUUACCAAAUUAAACAACCCAUGGUAGACUCAGGGCUGCUGGAGAUGAUGUUGGUAUCUCGCACACAUGGCAGGGUGUUAACUGAUCAUGCGGUCUCCUCGUUUGUCGCAUCGGCGGCAUUCACGUUGACUCCGCUGCGACAAACACGAUUGUUGAAAAUAUUGACUGCCCCAAAUGUCAACUAUGUCCAUUCCGGUGUGAACAUGGCCGAUCAAUUGUUGGUGGGACCCCAUGAGUGUGCAUCAAAGGUCCAGACGGUGACGAAAGUCCGACCUGACCUCUAUUCCACUCCGCUCGGGCACGGUCGGGUGGCGUUUACAGAUGGCUGCUGUUGGAGAGACAGGAUGGGCUCCCUCCAUGCGGCCGCGGCGGCGGUCGAGUGGAGGGAUGGCUCCUUCCAGCCUCUUAAAGUGAUGAAGCUCAACACCCACCCAUCAGCCCAGGCGGCGGAAGUCUUUGCUCUGGUGUUAGCUUUGCGACAAUGCAAGGGGGAGGCCGUGACCAUCUAUUCUGACUCCGCUUAUGCGGUGUCGGCGGCUUUGAUCGAUCUGGUAGGGUGGCUACAGAAUGGGUUCACGACGGCCAGAGGCUCGGAGAUUGCGCACAAGGAUUUGAUGUUGCAGUUGUUUGAGGCGUUGAAGUACCCGAGCGAGGUGGCCAUUGUCAAAGUGCCUGGUCACUCCAAAGCUGACACUUUAGUGGCUAGGGGGAAUCGAGCGGCUGAUGAAUUGGCCAAGCAGACGGCCGGGUACGGCGGGGCAGAGGACAUGAUGGUGUCCCGCGGUCCACUAAUUGUGGACGGGGAGCACCCCGACUCCUGUUUGCCUCUGUCACUCUCGCAUGCCGAUCUGUGUGCCGCCCAGGGUGCCACCUCCCCGGAACAAAAAUCGGUUUGGCUGGCAGCAAAGGCUGUCAAACGAUCAGAUGGCUUGUGGGUAGGACCCAAAGGACAGCCAGCUCUUCCGGAGGGAAGGCUGAUGUCGGAGAUCCUGACACAGGCUCACACACCUUCCCAUGUGGGUCCCCAUGCCAUGAUGAUCCAUCUUCGAAGUUGGUGGCAUCCCAAACUCUCGGAUGUGGUCUGGAAAUUCGUUGCAGAUUGUGAGUCUUGCCAGACGUUCAAUGCACGCCCUACGUUGAAACCAAAGCCCGGCCUGUUUCAGCCGGCCCCGUGGCCGGGGGCAGAGGUGAUCAUUGAUUUUACCGACAUGAGUACAAGAGUGAAUGGGAAACGCUUUUUGCUUGUGAUGGUUGACGCUUACUCAGGCUGGCCUGAGGCAUAUCCGUGCUCGAAAGAAGAUUCUACUGCUGUGAUCAAGGCUUUGAUCACCCAUUACAUCCCCACGCAUGGUUUCCCGGCCCUGAUCCGCUCUGACAAUGGUACACACUUUAACAACAAAGCCUUGGCCAAGGUAGAAUCAAUUUUGGGGUUGAAGCAUCGAUUCGGCUGUGUCUACCAUCCUCAGAGUCAGGGCGGAGUUGAACGUAUGAAUCGAACACUGAAGGAGAAAUUAGCCAAAAUUAUGGCUCAAACGACAAUGAAUUGGCUCCAACCGCUCCCGCUUGCCUUGUUGUCUGUGCGGCAAUCCGUUAACAGGCGCACUGGAUUCGCACCAUUUGAAUUGAUGACGGGUCGUCUAAUGCCGGGACCAGCAACGACGCUCGUCCCACCAGAGGAUGUUACGGUACCAAAUUUGUCUCAUGCAGCAUACUGGUCCUAUUUGUCUGCUUUGGUGUCCAGUGUUUCUGCACAGAUUGGAGAGAAAUCCGCUGCGGCUGCGGCGGAGGAAGGCGUGUCAGCGGAGAAACAGCUCACGCCGUACGUGUACGUCCGAGUCAUCUCUAGAAAGUGGACGGACCCCCGGUGGAAGGGCCCCUUUCGUGUCUUGGCCAGGACGUCUCACGCGGCCCAGCUCGACUUCAAAGGACGCCGGUGGUAUCACUACUCACAACUCCGUCCGGCCCCAGAGUUUGUUCCGUCAGGAUGAAGGUAUUCCUGUUUGGCCGUGUCCCGGACCCGGCCAAAAGGGGGGGAACAGAAGGAACAAUACGGAAAAGGAAAGGUUUUUGGGAAUUUUCAGAAUUAUUUUUAGUAGGAGUGCUAUGUGUGAGUUGUCUUUUUGUGUGGGCAUUGAUGACAAUUGAUGAGACCAUCCAGCAGAAAACGUCCCAAAUUCAAAAUUCACCCACCAACAAACAAUACCGAUGCAGAGGAAAAGUAGUCUAUGAAGCUGAGGUGAACACAACAGAAGAGCUCUCACGAGAGGAACAGGAAGGUUUGAGACAGAGAUGUGACAGCAAAAAUUGGCAAACGUAUGUCACGUUGUCUAAUUGGACAGAGACCAACCAAACCUUACAUGACAAAUUGGAAAAGUACCAGAGAAGGGUGUGGAGGAACCAAAUUCAACAAGUAAAGAGAGUAUUGGAUUUAGCCCCACCCGAUAGAGAAGGGACAUGUAUUUACCAAUGUAAAGAAGAUGGACAGUUUGUUGUUGCUUCGUGUCAUGGGAAAAAAGAAAGCCCAUUUUUGACAACCAUGUGACUCAACAAAAUAUGACAUGUUUAAAGUUAAACGGAACCGGCAUAAGUAUUGGGACAAUAGAUCCCACAUGGUGCAAAGUCAAUUUGUCACUGAAUGUAACCUCUCCUCUCUCUCGUGCAGACAUCUGGUUGUGGUGUGGUGAUGACAAAUUAUAUGAUCGCUUGCCGAAGAACGCAUCAGGUAUCUGUGCCCUCGUGUCUUUGAUAAUGCCUGUGGUGGUUGUCCCCAUUGAAAUACAGAAUCUCAAUUGGGACCUGGAGUUCCCACUGGCGGAGCUCCUGAAGCGAGCCAAAAGAGACGUUUUGCCCCCGUGGUUGAACGACGACGAUCCAACAUAUAUUGACGCUAUAGGAGUGCCCCGGGGUGUACCAGAUGAGUAUAAACUCGCUAAUCAAGUGGCUUCGGGAUUCGAAAGUAUCUUCCUAUGGAUCACCCCCAAUAAAAAUGUAGACCGCAUUAAUUACGUUCAUUACAAUGUCCAACGACUGGGUAAUUAUACAGCUGAAUCAUUCGCCGCAGUUCAUGAACAAUUGGCUGCAACGUCGUUAAUGGCGUUCCAAAAUAGAAUUGCGUUGGACAUGUUAUUGGCUAAGGAACAUGGUGUAUGUGGAAUGUUUGGUGACGCAUGUUGUACUUUUAUCCCAAACAACACGGCACCAGGGGGCCGACUGACCAGGGCGUUGGAAGGACUAAGGACACUGAACAAAAAGAUGAAAGAUCAUUCAGGUGUACACACCGAUAUUUGGUAUGAUUGGAUGAAAGCGUUUGGAAACUGGAAAGGGCUCAUCAUGUCUGUGCUUGUUGCUGUGGCUAUUUUCACUACAAUCAUGAUAUUAUGCGGUUGUUGUUGUAUUCCAUGUAUUAGAUCACUCACUGUCCGGUUGAUCGAGAAAACCGUUGGCCCGUUGCCACCGAUGGGGCAAUAUGUCCUGUUGACUCAACAUGAGCCGCAGGGGGAAGGAAGGAUCGACACCACGCUGGUGGCUGUUUGCUAGGGUAACGGGUGAUGACCUCAUAAAUGAGGUCAUGAGAGGGAAUAAAGGGAAAUGUGCUUUUGGGAGUUUGCAAACAUAUUUUAAGGUUGUGUUAAACUUAUAAUCAUAUUAAUAUCUAGUAUUGGAGUGCUCGUGUGGAUUGGUGGGGCCGAGGAAUGUGCAGGCAAACUGUAUGAACUUGUUUUCUCGGAAGUGUUGUGUAUAGUUCUAGACAGGGAGUACCGGACGAGAUAAUCUCAAGGUCGGUGAGCUACGAGAACAACGAGCAACUAUAUGAAACCAGACUUCGAGGGGAAAACCAAACCGUCUGACCUCAGCGACACCUGGACGGGGAGGAGAUGGCCAUCCACCAAUCAUCUCACAAUAUUUUGCAUGCUUUAAUAUUCAUAUUGUGUUUCUUUAAAACUGGGCAACCCGGAAGAAUGUGUCGUCUUUUGGUGGUCACAAAAACGCACGAGUUUUAGUGUGAGGGACCCGGGACCCAGGCCUGUAUUAGUGCGCUUUGUCAGGAAUAAAUAAUUGGUAAAUUUGG
This is a messenger RNA of Syngnathus typhle (broad-nosed pipefish), 6025 nucleotides long. RefSeq lists its product as uncharacterized. The record is from RefSeq and is a predicted model, not a curated record. The coding region runs from base 1113 to 3944 and encodes 943 amino acids. The transcript has 2 exons. NCBI's taxonomy places the organism in Eukaryota, Metazoa, Chordata, Actinopteri, Syngnathiformes, Syngnathidae. Gene Ontology annotation, molecular function: RNA-DNA hybrid ribonuclease activity; nucleic acid binding; aspartic-type endopeptidase activity. Gene Ontology annotation, biological process: DNA integration; proteolysis.